Cavia porcellus (domestic guinea pig) is the source of this 4965-nucleotide messenger RNA. RefSeq names its product poliovirus receptor homolog. The coding region runs from base 1 to 1941 and encodes 646 amino acids. NCBI's taxonomy places the organism in Eukaryota, Metazoa, Chordata, Mammalia, Rodentia, Caviidae. The record is from RefSeq and is a predicted model, not a curated record. Gene Ontology annotation, molecular function: cell adhesion molecule binding. Gene Ontology annotation, biological process: susceptibility to T cell mediated cytotoxicity; positive regulation of T cell receptor signaling pathway; susceptibility to natural killer cell mediated cytotoxicity. Gene Ontology annotation, cellular component: plasma membrane; extracellular exosome; focal adhesion. The transcript has 9 exons.
AUGCUAGAAAGUUCAGAGAUUUCCAAGAGCUCCACAUAUGUGAUUUCAUUCAGAAAUUCACCUGCACACAUCCAGGGUGACUACAGCCACCUGGUUUCCAAGCUGGCACCUGUGGCAUCAGAGACCAUGGCCGGGGACAGAAUUCCCAAGGCAGCCAGGAAUUUCCUACAAAUAUACCGGGAUGUCCAGGACCAGGGCCCAGAGCUGCUAGGGGACAGUAGCUUGGAGGGACAUCCCUGGGGACCAGGACGCCUCUCGUUCUGCCAUCAAUCUAGGGCAAGCCACGGACCAGCCUCCCCACUGCGGCCGCGCCUGCUCAGCUCAGCUCCGCCGCUCAGCAGCCGCCAGCCUUGCGCGUGGGAAUCCCUAGAGCCGGCGGCAGGGUGGGGGGCGCUGCACCCAACCGCGGCGAGCGACACCCCGCCCCGCCCCGCCCCGGACAGGGCUGCCCCCGCGUCGCCGGCUGCGGGCCCCGAGCCAGACAAGGAGAUGGGUUCCGCUGGGAUCCGGACUCGCCAGACCCGCCGGACUGGCCACAUGGCCCUCGCCCGACUGCGGCUGCUGCUGCUGCUGGGGCUGCUCUUGCGCUCAAGCCCCGGGGGAGCCGGAAUGGAAACUCCAAGUAUGCAGAAACCCUCUAACGUGACUGGCUAUGUGGGCCAGAAUGUGACACUGCCCUGUAGGCUGAGGGUUCUGGAGCCAGGCAUACACGUGAGCCAGUUCACCUGGGAAAACCAGCAGCUGGAGGGGGCUCUCCAGCAUGUAGCCACCUUUCACCACGAUGGCAGAACCUUUUCCAGGGAACCCAGGAGAAUGAGGUUCGUGGCUGCCAAGGCCGGCGGGAACCUGACAGACGCCAGCCUGAUGCUGUCAGACCUGCGUGUUGAGGAUGGAGGGUUCUACAAAUGCAGCAUAGCUACCUUCCCGCGGGGCACGAUCGUCAUCAAAACCCAGCUGCUGGUGUUGGCCUCACCUCAAAACAAGGUGGAGCCACAGCAGGUGUUGCCUCCGCUGAGGCCCGGGGAGCCCGUGCCGGUGGCCCUCUGUGCAUCCAAGAGGGGCUGGCCCCCUGCCAAGCUCUCCUGGCAGCUCGAUGACUCAGCCCUGAAUGAGACGAUCAAAGAGACCCAGGAGCAAAAGCAGGAGCCCCUGUCCGGCACGGUCAACGUGACCAGCCUCCUGCUGAUGGUGCCCUCCAGGAGCACAGAUGGCAAGAGAGUCACUUGCAGAGUGGAGCACGACACUCUGGCGGAGCCGGACCUGCUGCACAUGACCCUCUCCGUGCCCUAUCCGCCUGAAGUGUUCAUCUCUGGCUAUAAUGAAGACUGGUAUUCUGGCCAAAAAAAUGCCACCCUCAGCUGUGACAUCCACAGCAACCCAGAGCCUGUAACUGUGGACUGGAACACGACCACGGGAACCCUGCCACGCUCUGCGGAGGUCCAGGGCCGGAAGCUUCUGUUCCGCAAUGUUGAUGAGUCCAUCAACAACACCAUGUUUACUUGCCUGGCCAUCAACGCCAUGGGGACUGGCCAGCGGAAUGAGACCAUCCUGCUGAAAGAGCCGCCGCCUCCCCGGGAGCGGGAGCCGUCAGCAGACCGAACAGACAUCUUCACUGUGCUCCGUGAGAUCGGUGUGAUCUGUGGGAUCGGGAUCGCGAUCGGGAUCGUGAUCGGGAUCGUGAUCGCGGGUUUCAAGGUUUAUCGCCCACGCCGCAGGGCCCGCAAUCAGACCCAGUCCAGAUCCUCAACGAACGGAGAUCCAGUUGAACAGGACCAAGUGCCCUUUCCAGUCCAGAACACAGAAGAGGACACAGGUGACACAUCAGGACUGAGUGACACAGGGGGCUGGCUGACCCUACCGACGUGGCUGAGGCGCUUCCAAAGGGACCAGCCACCUAGUCCCACCAGACCUCAAGCUGUGCCUUUAUCUCCCAGGGGGUAGGGGAGGUGAGUGGGCAGCAUAUCCACUGAGCUCAAGAACACUGUCUACUCCUGGACACUGUGAAUCAUGGUAAAGCAAUAAGGAUUAGAAUCAACCAGAGGCCGGGCGUGGUGGUGCACGCCUGUAAUCCCAGCACUCAGGAGGCUGAGGCAGGAGGAUCUUUAUGAGUUCAAGAUCAUCUUGGGUUAAAAGUGAACUCAAGGCCAGCCUGAACUGCAUAGCGAUACCUUGUCUCAAAAAAAGACAGAGAAAAAAAUCAGCCACAGGACAAGCAGCACAAGCAGAGGACGUCGGAGACCAGCCCUACCUUUCAACUGCGUGCCCCAGAGGAGACAGCACUGACUCGCCCGGUGCUGGAGAACCCAAGAAAUCAGAGUGACCCAUGGGGAACAAGUAUUAUGUCCAGGAUUUUAGAUGCACAUUGACCUAGCCAAACUCACAUUCCAAGUGUGCUGGGCAUUUGAACAAAGGGAAGUUUCUAGUUUUGUACCUUUGGCUCAGCGGGGUGAUCUUUAGAAACUGGUAGAGGGAAUAGUGAGGGUACAGAAGCAAGACAGAGCAAUUAAUAACUGUCUUUGUUACUUUUCUCAUUACUGUGACAAAAUACCUGAUGCUCAAAGUUAAGGAAGAAAAGGUUUAUUCAGUCCACAAUUUGUAGAGAUUUCAGUCCAUAUUUGGCUGGCACAUGGCAGAGGGGCAUCAGUUCUUGGUGGCAGAAGACAGUGAAAACAUCAAGAACAAAAAAGGGGAAAACAAGCCUCUUAUAUCUUCUCCAGACUGCUGGGACUAGGGCAGUGCCAAUCCAGUUGGUAGCCUGAUCCAGCAAUCCCUCUUAGUUAAUCCCAGCACUCCACUGUGAAUCAAUCGCAAACUCUAGAUUCCAUUAGCUACCUCUGAAAAACAUGAGGUUUUGGGAGACAUCUAGCCAUAAACUAUAGCAAUAACUUAGCCUUAUAAGAAGACAGAGCCUUACGAGUCCUGUGAGAACAAGAUAACAUAAAUUCUGCUUACAGGACAUAGAUGCCAGCUUUUUUUCUCAUUUUUAUUUAUUUAUUGAUUGAUUUUGUCUUUUUGAGACAAGGUGUCACUAUCCAGUUCAGGCUGACCUUGAACUCUCAGACUCUCAGGGAUCUUCCUGCCUUAGCCUCUCACGUGCUGGGAUUACAGGCCUGCACCACAGUGCCUGCCCAUAGUUGCCAAUUUUAUCUGCACCAGAACAAGAUAUUAUAGCUAAAGGGGAAGGGCUCAAGGAGGCUUGAUCUUUAAAUCCUACUUAACUCUUCCCUUCCAUGCUGUCUGUAAAUUUUAACAGAGAGCAUCAGUGUCACGACGGGUAAGUGGGCUGGCUUCCUACUGGGUAGAGGGAGAAUCAGUCCAUUAGUGUUAUUGUGUCUCUCUGCUGAUUCUCAAGCUUCAGCCAUGGGUAGGCCAGUCAGCUUCUCGAGUGACCUGGCAGAGGUGCUGUCUCUAGUAGCAGUGGGGGUGGUCCAGAUUACAGUCUGGGGCCCACCCCACACGAGUUCUUUUAUUUCUAUCUUUUUAAUCAAAACAAAGUCCCCAGGUUGGAAUGGGUAUAUUGGGUCUGCAGGCUUACGAGUGUUUAUUUCCUUGUACAGUUACAGAUGUCUUACAAAGCUAUUUUUAAGUGUAUCUAUCCUUUUCUAAUUGACAGAGAUCACCCUUAGUUUACCUAUGUUUGAGGGAUGCCCGCUGAACUGGAUUUUGUAAGGGGAAUACUCUGGAGGGCAUGUGUCAGACUCAGAAGAGGAAUGAGCAGGACUUGGACUCAUCCUGAUGAGUUUCUUUCUUUUUUUUUCUUUAAAAAGAGAAGAAAAAAAAAAAAAGAAAGGACAUAAAAAAAAACAUUGUAGUAAAAGGGUACAAAUAAUACAGUAUUUCAAGAAAAAAAUAUAUACAGUACGAAAUCACCAGUUAAUAGGUUACAUAUUAUCUUCCCAGAAACAGUUGUCCAUAUCACUAAAUUAAAGCAUAUAAAGUAGACAUUCAUACAGUGAAAUUGGAGACAGUUCCGUUCAAUGAUCCAACAAAAGCUCAGUUAUAUGGUUUUCCAUCCUACACACUCGAAAAUACCUGCUGUUAUAUCCCUUAGUCCACCUUACUUUCCUCUCUUUUUUACAGUAACAAUUAGACUUUUAGGGUUUUAUUACUCUCACGGUUCUUAUUACUUUUUUGGAGAGAAUAAAACCAAAUGUGACUAAGCAAAACAGAGUCAGUUAGAACAGAAGGGUGGGCAUAGCACAUGAUGCAAAAAUAGAAUUCCAGGUGAUCAAAAGUGGUUACCAUUGUGCCUCUUGCUAUUUUUAAAUUGAGUUGUCUAUAUCAUCAGGUAUAAUAGAAUUGAUCAAAACAAUAUGGAACAAAACCAAUAAAAUCUACACUGAGGACCUUAUAGGACUUCAAAAAAAAAGGAUGAUAGUCAAUCCAUAUUGGGCAUCAUAGUAUAUCUUAUUGCCUUCAAAGAGAUUGCCUAUACCCUGAAACUUGAUACUAUCAAACAAAAUAGAAUAUAUAAUAAUCAGACAGAACAAGAUGAGGAGAGCAAUACUGGGGUUCAAGUCAGGUUAAUAAGACUACAAAAAAGUUACUAUAAUAUGUCCCGUUAUUUUUAAUUUAGUUUUCCCUUAAUUAAAAAAUGAGAGAAAAUAGAUUAAUUUUAAAAAGGGGGGAGAUUGAGAUAAGAGAGGACAUUGUAAUAGAACUACGCAGGGCAGAACUGAGCAAUUCAAGCAUCACUGUGUUUCACCACCAGAUAAUCUAACAUAAUAGUAGUCACCAUAGUGCCUCUUUCCUUAAAUUAUUUGAGUGUAACUUUGUGUGCUAUAAUAUUGUUGGGCACAGGCGCUCAACAUACCAUACCCCACCCGGGACAAAGGACCACGUCAGCUUCCGCAGUGCACCAUGUCCCAUCCCAACCCUGCCUCCUCGUGGCAGCCUGUGAUUGUCACGCCCGAAUAUAUAAGCCAGAGCCCGUGGCAAUAAAGCAGCAGUUCCUGUUAUCAGUAA